Molecule: messenger RNA, 941 nt
Organism: Ziziphus jujuba (common jujube)
Lineage: Eukaryota; Viridiplantae; Streptophyta; Magnoliopsida; Rosales; Rhamnaceae
Exons: 3
Coding region: 203-679 (158 amino acids)
Source: RefSeq, a predicted model, not a curated record
UUUUGUCAACUGUAAGUUAGUUUUGUUAGUUGGGACCUUUCUCGAAGGGAUAGAUUCCUAAUGGUAUCUGUCUGUUAUAAAGUUCGAUAGGAGUUGAAACAACAGAGGCUUAUCAGUGCGCUUGUUUACCGAGAAAAUCAAAUCUUUUUGGUUAUUUCCUCCGAAAGAAAGAAGCUACGAGAGAUUGAAUCUGAUCGACAAAAUGCAGCAGAGAUUUACGACUGGUUACUCAUCUCGAGUACCCGAUGAAGAGCGAGGUCUGAAAAGCCCAGAAACACGUCAACCAACCCUACUGAUCAAGCACUCUCCAAGGCCGCCAAGAGUUUUGGACGACGGCGAUGACGCGCUCGACCUUCCAGUCUACGACAUGCGUUUUGACAUCGAGAAGAGGGAGAUUUCUCAAUCGCGCUCCAAGAAGUUGAUCCACGCUGUUCCUCUGCUUCUCUUCCUCUGCUUCUUUAUCCUCUGGUGGUUCUCUUAUCCAGUGAAUUUGGUGAUCAAAGAUGGCAGAAUUAUGUCUAUUCAGCCGAUUGAGAUGGAACAGCCUCUUAACAACAGCAUUACCCACAUUGAUCUUGGCAUUGUAGCAGCAGCUGUAUCACCACCACUCCCCUCAAUUCCUCAGAAUUUUACAGGCAACAAUGCAGCUGAAAUAAUUUCUGGUAAGGAAAAAGAGUAGGUGAAGAUCAAUUUUUUAUUUUUGGACCAAAAGUAAAAAUUAGAUAGCUAUUAACCCUUACAAAUACAGUAUAGCAUUUUUUUUUUCCCCCCUCACAAUAUUGAUAUGGAGAUUGAGAGACUUUUGCUGCAGAUAGACUCAAAACUUUAUGAGAUUGUGAUUGAUAGAAGCCCCUUGGAGAUGUUUUUAUCUCCGUUGUUGUGAGGAACAGUAAUGGAAAUUGUUGCAGCUAGAAUUUACAAACAUAACAAUCAGUUCAUAA